This is a messenger RNA of Iphiclides podalirius (scarce swallowtail), 2442 nucleotides long. Lineage: Eukaryota; Metazoa; Arthropoda; Insecta; Lepidoptera; Papilionidae. The record is from the annotation of a GenBank genome assembly.
AUGGGGGCGAUGUUCCGGAGCGAGGAGAUGGCACUUUGCCAACUCUUCAUUCAGCCGGAGGCAGCUUACACUUCCGUCUCCGAGCUGGGAGAAGCAGGGUCCGUGCAGUUCAGGGAUCUGAACCCGGACGUGAACGCGUUCCAAAGGAAGUUCGUGAACGAGGUGCGCCGCUGCGAUGAGAUGGAGAGGAAACUGCGCUACAUCGAGGUGGAGGUCCACAAGGACGGGGUCCACGUGCCGCAGGUCAAGGAGUCGCCCCGCGCCCCCAACCCUAGGGAGAUCAUCGAUCUGGAGGCGCACUUGGAAAAGACGGAGAACGAGAUACUGGAGCUUUCGCACAACGCGGUGAACUUGAAGCAGAAUUACCUGGAACUGACCGAGCUGAAGCACGUCCUCGAGAAGACUGAGGCGUUCUUCGUAGCCCAAGAGGAGAUCGGCAUGGAUUCCCUGACAAAGUCGCUGAUAUCGGACGAGACGGGCCAGCAAGCGGCGGCGAGGGGCCGGCUCGGCUUCGUGGCGGGCGUGGUCCAGCGCGAGAGGGUGCCCGCCUUCGAGCGGAUGCUGUGGCGCAUCUCGCGCGGCAACGUCUUCCUGAGGCGCGCCGAGCUGGACAAGCCCCUCGAGGACCCCACUUCCGGCAACGAGAUAUACAAGACGGUGUUCGUGGCGUUCUUCCAAGGCGAGCAGCUGAAGUCGCGCAUCAAGAAGGUGUGCACCGGGUUCCACGCGUCGCUGUACCCGUGCCCGCCCUCCAACGGCGAGCGCCAGGACAUGGUCAAGGGCGUGCGCACCAGGCUCGAGGACCUCAACAUGGUGCUGAACCAAACCCGCGACCACAGACAACGCGUCCUGGCCAGCGUGGCCAAGGAGCUGGCCAGCUGGUCCAUCAUGGUGCGCAAGAUGAAGGCCAUCUACCACACCCUGAACCUGUUCAACAUGGACGUCACCAAGAAGUGCCUCAUCGGCGAGUGCUGGGUGCCAACCGCCGACCUGCCAAAUGUGCAGAAGGCACUGGCAGAUGGAUCGAAUGCUUGCGGCAGCUCGAUCCCCUCGUUCCUGAACUGCAUUGAGACCGACGAGGAGCCGCCCACCUUCAACAGGACCAACCGCUUCACGCGCGGCUUCCAGAACCUGAUCGACGCGUACGGUGUCGCCUCCUACAGGGAGUGCAACCCAGCUUUGUACACGAUCAUAACAUUCCCGUUCCUGUUCGCGGUGAUGUUCGGCGACCUGGGCCACGGCCUCAUCAUGGCCAUGUUCGGCGCGUGGAUGGUCACCAAGGAGGUGUCCCUCGCCGCUAAGAAGUCGAACAACGAGAUCUGGAACAUAUUCUUCGCGGGCCGCUACAUCAUUCUUCUCAUGGGCUGCUUCUCCAUGUACACCGGCCUCGUGUACAACGACAUCUUCUCCAAGUCGAUGAACAUCUUCGGCUCCACCUGGUUCGUGCCAUACGACAACGACACCCUGGAGAAGAACGGCGCCCUCACCCUGGACCCCAAGGACUCCUACGUCGACAGGCCCUACUUCAUCGGAAUCGACCCGAUCUGGCAGACCGCUGACAACAAAAUCAUUUUCCUCAACUCAUACAAAAUGAAACUGUCCAUCAUCUUCGGCGUGGUCCACAUGAUCUUCGGUGUCUGCAUGAGCGUUGUCAAUUACAAUUUCUUCAAGCGCCGCUACUCCAUCUUCCUCGAAUUCAUUCCUCAAGUCGUUUUCUUGUGCCUGUUGUUCCUCUACAUGGUCUUCAUGAUGUUCUACAAGUGGGUCGCCUACAGCACAAUGUCCGAAGAUCAAGCGUACAGCCAGGGCUGCGCGCCGUCCGUGCUGAUCCUGUUCAUCAACAUGAUGCUGUUCUCGAGCAACGAGCCGGAGCCGGGCUGCAAGGAGUUCAUGUUCGAGGGCCAGGGCACCAUCCAGCGCGUGUUCGUGCUGGUCGCGCUCUGCUGCAUCCCCGUCAUGCUGCUGGGCAAGCCGCUCUACCUACUCGCCGCCGGCAAGAAGAAGCACGCCAAGGCGGAGCAGUCGAACGGCAGCGUGGGCCAGGGCAUCGAGCUGCAGGAGCAGACCGACCUGGAGGGGGCGCCCCCGGCCAAGGCCGCGCCCCACGACCACGAGGAGGAGCCCUUCAGCGAGAUCAUGAUCCACCAGGCCAUCCACACCAUCGAGUACGUGCUCAGCACCAUUUCGCACACCGCCUCCUACCUCCGGCUGUGGGCCCUGUCGCUCGCUCACGCAGAUUUACUUCUUCAAGACGCAUUGAAAGUAGCCACUGAGAUUGUUUUAGUGACCAGAAAUGCCAGUGUUGAAUGGCAUUUCAGGAAUGCAAAUUUAAAUAAGACUCGUAUUUCCAGGGUGGAGUUCAUGAGCAAAUUCUACGCGGGCCUCGGCUACAUCUUCCAGCCCUUCUGCUUCAAAACGAUCCUCGAACAAGAGGACGAUGAA